Molecule: messenger RNA, 3760 nt
Organism: Alligator mississippiensis (American alligator)
Lineage: Eukaryota; Metazoa; Chordata; Crocodylia; Alligatoridae
Gene: HSD17B12
Product: hydroxysteroid 17-beta dehydrogenase 12
Exons: 12
Coding region: 429-1211 (260 amino acids)
Cellular component (GO): endoplasmic reticulum
Molecular function (GO): oxidoreductase activity
Source: RefSeq, a predicted model, not a curated record
CCCAGAUGUGGAAUCUUUUAAGUUAGACGUGUGCUAGGAAAGGAUGCUAUUGAUCAACUUGCAAAGGGAACUCUGAAAGAGGGAGAAGAGCUUGCUGGAUCUCCCUCCCUCCUCCUUUGUCUGUCAUGUGUUGCUGUAAAUGUCAAGAUCCAGCAAGUUGCAGCCUUACUAACAAAAUUCCUCCUAUUUGUCCGUGGUGCUGCGCUUAAUCUCUGCUGAUCGAGGAUUACACUUGCUGCUUUUCUUUUCUCUUGCAGAAAGAACCUCUGGGUCGCUGCGACAGGCCUGGUACGAUAUUCCUAGCUUGUUUCAGCUAGACGAAGACCUGAUGAAGAAUGCUUCACAUUCAAAAGCUUGUCUAAGUCUAUUCCAACCAUGCAGUUGGUCCAGUAGAAGGUAUCAGCCACAAGAGUCCUUGAACACAAAAUAUGGUCACAGGUGCCACAGAUGGAAUUGGAAAAGCCUAUGCAGAAGAGUUAGCAAGGUGUGGAAUGAAAAUAGCUCUUAUCAGCAGAUCUCAAGAAAAACUAGAUCAGGUUGCCAGUCAAAUAAAAGAGAAGUUCAAUGUGGAAACAAAAAUUAUUGUUGCAGACUUUGGAGAGAGAGAAGAUAUUUACACUAAAAUUAAAGCUGCAUUGGAAGGCUUAGAGAUUGGUGUUUUAGUCAACAAUGUAGGGAUUUCAUACGCUUAUCCAGAAUAUUUCCUUGAUGUUCCAGACCUGGAUAAUACAAUCGACAAAAUAAUAAACAUUAACAUCAUGUCUGUUUGUAAGAUGACACGCUUGGUGCUGCCCGGCAUGCUGGAAAGAUCUAAAGGAGUAAUCCUGAAUAUCUCCUCAGCUAGUGGCAUGUUUCCAGUUCCUCUGCUUACUCUCUACUCUGGAACAAAGGCUUUUGUGGAUUUCUUCUCUCAAGGCCUCCACGCGGAGUACAAGAGCAAGGGCAUUAUUGUGCAGAGUGUUUUACCAUAUUUUGUGGCUACAAAAAUGGCCAGAAUCCGCAAGCCAACCUUUGAUAAACCCAGUCCUGAAACAUAUGUAAAAGCUGCCCUUGGCACAGUAGGCCUGCAGUCCCGGACCAAUGGGUGUCUGCCCCAUGCUAUAAUGGGCUGGUUCACGUCUCUUUUCCCUACCUCAACUGUUGUAAACUUCACAAUGAGCCACAACAAGAAAGUGCGGGCUCGUUUCUUGAAGAAAGUGAAAGCAAACUAAGUUGUUGGAAUGGGAUCAGAUGUUGCGAUACCUUCUGUCUCAAUACCCGUGUAUUACACCAAAAAAUUUAAUUGUAUUUAAAAUCUUCUAGUGUAGUUCAUAUUUUCUGACAGGACCAAGCAUAAUCUUUGACUGGGAUUAGAGGUGGAAGAUGAUUUCUGGACUUGACUAUGCUUGGUUUUAGUCAUGUGCAAGUAUUGAAUAUUAACCAGAUAUAGUAUAUUACAUGAAGCUAGUUACUUACACUAGUGGAUGCAGAAUUGUCAGAAGCCUGGUGAUAGAAGGAAAAAGUACUACCUGGUCACUUAAAUGGUUAGAGUCAAAUGGCCGGUACUUAAUAAUAAAAUAAUGAAGUUGAUUGGCAUUCACUUUUAAGUUUUUCACUCCGGGACAAGUCAGUUACAUGAAGUCCACCUGUUCUCUAAGUUAGGUAUGCGUGGGUGGAAGGAAGAAUUGCAGAUGACUGUCUUUCAGCUAUACUGCUGUGAUAUAAGCUUUACUUAAAAACAAAAAACCUAGACAAAAACCUUUGUUCACUGAUGUAGCUAAUACUCGGUUCAAAUUCAGAACUCUCCCUCAAAGUCUGUGUAGCCAGUCUGUGAUAUCUCCCCCAUAUUUUAUUUAAUGAGUUGAAUGUGUACUAGAAUACCUGGGGGAGGAGUUUUUAACUGUCUCGGGUUGUACUUGUGUGGCUCCUGUGUCGGAGUCUCCAGUAAAAACAGUUUCUGCGUUAGUCUGUCCAUUUUUUUAAAUUGGCUCAGUUAAGAGGGACCAUACACUUUAGUAUGUUGGCUUUAAAUCCUGUAACUCCACUGUCUUCAUCUGCAGUACUGAAAUGUAUUCAUGUGUCAACACUUGGGUGUUUUUAUAGAACGUAAAUUGAGGGAUCUGCUAUGAUCUGAUUUAUAAAAUGGAGGAAAAUGGGCCAAAAUGCAAAAUGAGAGUGAUUUGCUCUUACAUAUUCUAACAUGCUAACUAAAGCAAUUGUUUAAAUUUUUUACUAUUAAUGCUAACUUUUCAGUGUGUAAUAUAUAUAUGAUUUGUAAUGAUCUUGUUAAAGGUUUGGUGCCUGCUGUUACUUGUAGAAAAUUGCAAACACAAUGUAGAUAAAUGCUACCAGUUACCCGCUGCUUGCUGGUUGUCUUGUAAAGACUGUAGGUACUUUAAAUGAAAGCUUGAAAUUACAUUUUGUUGGGGUGGUGGUUAAACUCUUUCUGGCACAUGCAUCAGUGUCUUGCUGUGGACCAGGUGAAAUGAAGCUAAAUAUCUAUCGGCAAGUCCUAACAAUUACAUAAAUUAAGAUAAUAGACAAUAUUCACUCGCAUAAUAGUUGUGCUUUUUUCUGAAAUGUUGCCACCAGAAACUGAGGUGCAGCCAGCAGAAAACUGAGGACGCAUUGAGGGUAAACAAAAGUUGUAAUUCUUUAUUUGAAUGUCCCUCUGAAAUUGCCCAUCCUUCAUGAUCUUACAGACUAAACUGAAUGUGGACCGAAAUUAAUGCACGGUGUUGUAUGGCUUUCCCAGAUGGAGACAUUCCAAAUCAUGCCUUUCAAGGGAAAUUUCUUUUGAAUGUGUUUCUGUUGCUUUAGAAAUUAUGGUGUGGCCAUGGCACGGAGAAUAUACGUUGUUUUUUUUUUUUAUUUGAGGCAAUGUUCAAGGAUGUGACCAUCACAUCAGUAUGACUGAUUAAGCAAGUAAAUACAGUACAUGUUUCUUUGAUCUAUUAUUUUUCUACUUUUAGAGUGCCCUAAAGAUUUAUUUCCAGGCUGAAGCAGUCACUGUUUUUUUACAGGUUAUUUUUACACUACUAAAAUAUUACAUAAGGGUUAUGGGUUUCGUGGUUUAAAAAAAAAAUUUCCAAGGCAUGGGAUGAAUUUUGAUGGCCUACAUGAAAUACAUUUUAAUGGCAUCCACAGUACAAAAGCCAUAACCUUGUUUGAUGGUUUUAGGCCAGAACUGACUGGUCUGCUGAGAUUGAAAAGCUCUUAUCCUGUGAGUGGGGGAAUAUUGUUCAGGGAGUGUAAGAGAAACCUCCACUGUCCCUGCCUAUAUAUUUAACUGUUCUUUGUAUUUAAAAAAAAAAAAAAAAAAGUCUUUGCUGACAUCAAGCACACUUUACCAGCAGUAAAUGUACUAUUAAAGAAAGAAAAUUUACAUUGGCGAUGAUUUCACAAUUUUUAGCAGUGAUAGAGACACUGAUCUAGAGCUGUUUUACUGCCCUUAGGAGAGUAAUUUCAAGCCCUGGUUUAAAGUUGAAAUAUGUUGCAUUGAAACCUGAUGAGGCUAACGAUUCUGUACAUUGAAAAUAUACGAAUACCGAUGCAAUGGUGCUGAUAAGAUAUGAGGUGAGGAUCCUAUCCUAUAGUUUGCUUAUUUUCUGGAGUGGGGGUGAUUGAAUGCGAGUGGAAUUAAGCUGCAUACAAACACUGUUCCUUGAUUUUCUUUGGCAAAGCUAUGGGGGGUAUUUGACUUAACCAGUCUGUGUAUGUCCUUUUUCUAACAUGGGUGUAAAAUUGGAAUAAUUGAAAUAAAAAACUUAUUUGCCCAGAA